AUGUUCUUUCCGGAGGGGUCGCCCCGCCCCGAGGCCCAGAUUUUGUACGAAGCCCUGAGCCAGUUGUCCUCUGAAGAGCUUGCUACUAUACAGGGAAGGGUAAACCGGGCCUUCUCCAGCGAAAGUAUUUCCUUUACCGUUUACGGCGACGCCGAAGCAGAAGAACGCAUAAUUCCCGUGGACCCCAUCCCCCGGGUAAUCACCUCGUCUGACUGGAGUUUCCUCUCCAAGGGGCUGGAGCAACGGGUCAAGGCCCUCAACAGUUUUCUGGAGGACAUUUACGGGCCGGCACGAAUAAUCAGCGAUGGGGUAAUUCCCGCGGACAUGAUCCUCGAUUGCCCGCAGUUCCGGCCUGAAAUGCGGGACUUCUCGCAGCCUUUCGGUGUCUGGGUAGCGGUAUGUGGCACCGACAUCAUCCGGGUGGGAGAUGGCUUCAAGGUGCUGGAGGACAAUCUGAGAGUCCCUUCGGGCGUUUCGUACAUGAUAGCCAACCGAAAGGCCUCCAAGGCCAGUUUGCCACGGGUUUACAGGAGCGCCAGGGUCCAGGACGUGGAACAGUACGGGACUGCCCUGCAAACUACCCUUCGAGAGUUGGCGCCGAAUGGCAAGCCCAAUCCCACGUUGGCCUUGAUGACUCCCGGAGUUUACAACUCUGCCUACUACGAGCAUAUGUUCCUGGCGCGGGAGAUUGACGCCGAACUGGUUGAGGGCAGCGACCUUGUGAUUCGGGACCGGGUAGUCUACAUGCGUACCACCGAGGGUCUGAGGCAAGUGGACGUAAUUUACCGGCGCAUUGACGAUGAUUUUCUGGACCCCCGCGUGUUCCGCCCAGAUUCGAUGCUGGGUGCUCCGGGGUUGAUUGAAGCGGCCAAGGCCGGCAACGUUACCCUGGCCAACGCCCCGGGUACUGGCGUGGCAGACGACAAGAGUGUUUACGUUUACGUACCGGACAUGAUCCGGUACUACCUGGGCCAGGAACCGAUGCUGCAAAACGUGGAGACCUACCUUUGCCGCCGGCCGGAGGACCUGGAAUACACGCUGGACAACCUGGCGAAUCUGGUGGUCAAGAAGGUAGGGGAGUCCGGAGGCUACGGAAUGAUAAUUGGCCCCCAUGCCACACAAGAGGAGCGGGACGACUACGCGAAGGAGGUGCGGGCCGAUCCGGCAGGAUUCAUCGCCCAGCCGGUGCAGUCCUUUUCCAGGGCUCCUUGCCUGGUUGAAGGAAGUUUUGAGCCCCGACACGUGGACCUGAGGCCAUUUAUUCUUAAUGGCCUGCAGACGCGCAUUGUUCCCGGCGCCUUUUGCCGGGUGGCGUUGCGCAGGGGCAGCCUGGUUGUAAAUUCCAGCCAGGGCGGCGGGGGCAAGGAUGUGUGGGUAAUAUCUGAGGACGAGGGUCGCACGGGCAACCAACAGAUGUCCAGCUCCUCUUGA
Geodia barretti is the source of this 1431-nucleotide messenger RNA. The record is from the annotation of a GenBank genome assembly. Lineage: Eukaryota; Metazoa; Porifera; Demospongiae; Tetractinellida; Geodiidae.